UCACCUCUCUGCGCUGCAUGGCGCGCAGCGCUCUCGGACCUGUCGCCCGCAGUGGCAGCACAGUUCACGGUCAAAGAGGUGCGCUUCAACCCCACCGCCCUUGCGCGGGGGUUCGGCGCGUUCGACUGCGUCGUGUCGCCUGCGAACACGUUCGAGAUCAUGGACGGCGGGUACGACCUCGCGCGAGAGAGCGCGUUCAUGGUGGACGACGACAUCUGGGCACUCACGAACACCGCGCAAGACGAGCUCCGCGCGCGACACAGGGGUUACCUCCCCCCGGGCUCGUGCCCGCUCGUCCCGCUCCCCGCUACACUCACCGCCGCGAACGGGCUCCGGUGCACGAGCGUCGCGGUCGUGCCGACGAUGCGCACCCCGGAGAGCGUCGCGUGGCACGUAGACCUCGUGUACGAGUGUAUGUGGAUCCUGCUCACCGCGCUCCGGCGCUGGAACGCGAGCGCCCGGACGGGGCGCCGCCCCGGGCUUGGGACGGGGAGUGGCGGGAUCGGGGCUGAAAAGUGCGCGAAGCAGAUGUGUUUGGCUGCGCUGGACUUUGCGCGCGGGUGGGGAGAGCAUCCAAGAUGGGACGAUGUGCUGCCGAGGGCGACGGAGAUGGCCCAGACG
Molecule: messenger RNA, 621 nt
Organism: Trametes versicolor FP-101664 SS1
Lineage: Eukaryota; Fungi; Basidiomycota; Agaricomycetes; Polyporales; Polyporaceae
Product: macro domain-like protein
Exons: 3
Source: RefSeq, a predicted model, not a curated record